AGCUGCUUCCGGGAGGAAGCAGGAAGUGCGGCGGCGUUGCCAUGGCGACCGCGGGGCAGGCGCUGGCGCUGGCGCUGGUGGCCGCGCUCUGGGGUGGCACGGGCCCGUUCCUCAGGGCGGCCGCGGCGGGCGUGGAGGAGCUGCGGGGCCGGGGCCGCCUGCGGCAGCUGCUGCGAGAGCUGCGCUUCCUGUGCCGCAACCGGCAGGUGAGAGACCCACAGGUGACAGCUGUGCAGGGACAGAGGGACACUGAAACGACAAACAGCGGCCGUGGCGGGCUCGGGGAGGAGGUGAUGGUGUACAAAUCCCAUGUUAGUUCACUCGUUUGUGGACUGUCCUGUCUGAAUCUGAAGGUGGCAGCAACAAGAGCCAGGACCCCGAGAGUUCAAAUGAGCUUUGUGUUUCACACACCCUUCCCGGGGGUCCUUGCUGAGACUCCAGCAUCCACAGUCCCAUCCUCAGCGGGUUAUUCCUGCAGCAUUCCCCCCUCUCCUCCGUCCUGGCGAACCCCCCGGCCCUGGGGUGGCACUGACAAAACCACAGAAUGCUCAAAAACAAACAAAGAAAGAGCUCAGGGGUUUCUGCAGCACUGCCAGCUCCCCGAGGAAAGGGAAGAGCAAUGCUGGGCUGUCGGGGGUGCUCAGGGGAGGAUUCAGCCCUGCCAGAGGGAAAAGCACCAACCUGGGCUGGAAUUUGCCAAUCCUGGUGGAGGUGGUGGUCACAUCCAUGGCCUCCUGCCCUCCUCCCAGCACCACCUGCAGGGACAAGAAGCAGAGAAAGCAGAGCCCUUGGGUGCUGCCCUCUGGGAUUCAGGGAAUGCUGGGCUCACUGAGCUGGGAAAGACUCCAGGAUCAGCCCAGCAUUGAACCUGGAACCAGCUCAGAGCAGGUGCCAGGGUGGC
Messenger RNA from Motacilla alba alba, 901 nucleotides. It is a transcript of the gene TMEM234, whose product is annotated as transmembrane protein 234. Bases 42 to 866 code for a protein of 274 amino acids. The transcript is spliced from 3 exons. Lineage: Eukaryota; Metazoa; Chordata; Aves; Passeriformes; Motacillidae. The record is from RefSeq and is a predicted model, not a curated record.